Molecule: messenger RNA, 2598 nt
Organism: Megalops cyprinoides (Indo-Pacific tarpon)
Lineage: Eukaryota; Metazoa; Chordata; Actinopteri; Elopiformes; Megalopidae
Product: potassium voltage-gated channel subfamily A member 2
Exons: 3
Coding region: 922-2409 (495 amino acids)
Biological process (GO): potassium ion transmembrane transport; protein homooligomerization
Cellular component (GO): dendrite; membrane; juxtaparanode region of axon
Molecular function (GO): protein binding; delayed rectifier potassium channel activity
Source: RefSeq, a predicted model, not a curated record
UGUAGUCUCUUUGUAUGCAGAGCAAUGCCCGACUGCAGACUUGACUGUAAGCUUUAACUACAAGUGGUAUGGCAAUUUAGGAGAAAAAAAUCAGCGCGGAGAAAACUGCCUAUUUUGACAGCAAAUCCCAAACAUACGCUUCACCGUUCCUUUUAUUUACUGACGGAAACCAAGUAAGGGCAUGGAGAAGCCUGCAUCCAAAAUAUAAUUUAUUUUUCAAUGGGGAGACUGAAACAGGAGAUGUGCAUCUUGCAGCCUAAGAAAGGAUAUCAGAGUACAGUCAGGACUACCUCUGCUGCUGUUUGUUGCAGACAACGUCAUAUCUCCUAAGGACACUGGGGGCGUCAGAUUUUGCUGAUCUUAGCAUCUUUGGACCAUUUUAGGGGAAGGUUUAUGAAAAAAAGAUAACGCGUGUGCAUCCACCUUGUCCUAUAUCCCGAUUGUUGAAUCCGUUCUUCGCCCGAGUGGCAAACCUAUUGUUGAAGCCGGGGGGCAAGGAGGGUGGAGGCACGGAGUCACCGCAUCCCUCACAGACUCUUCCCCUCUCAACACGGCAGUUGCGGGGGAGCUAAUGGUUGCUGCAUAGCAGUACCUGCAAUGAAUGACUGUCAGGGGGCGAAUGCUGUAUGGACCGCGGGAUCUGAGACUGAUAUCCAUGCCUCUGGAGUUUUACCGUCGGUGCUGAUGUUUUUCUGAGAAAGAGUGGAUAUCCCUGGGGGGCUGCAACCAUCACCACGGGCUUUAGGUAAAGGUGACACGCUGUUAUCAGCUGGACGCAGGUGUUAUCCUGUGGUCUCCAGCGGGUUGCUGAGUGGACCCCCCCCCCACGCCCUCCUCCCCCUGCCUGAGGUCCUGGCUUCCUUCUCCGAGGCUGCAGCACCACGCUUUGGCUGAAAAGUGCAGGCCUCACCCCCCUCCAGAAUGACGGUGGCCACCGGGGACCCAGCGGACGAAGCCGCCGCGCACCCCGGCCAGCCCCAGGACACCUAUGACCCCGAGGCCGACCAUGAGUGCUGCGAGAGGGUGGUCAUCAACAUCUCGGGCCUGCGCUUCGAGACACAGCUCAAGACCCUGUCCCAGUUCCCCGAGACCUUGCUCGGAGACCCCAAAAAGAGAAUGCGCUACUUCGACCCCCUGAGGAACGAGUAUUUCUUUGACCGGAACCGCCCCAGCUUUGACGCCAUCCUCUACUACUACCAGUCGGGCGGAAGGCUGCGCCGGCCAGUCAACGUGACUUUGGACAUUUUCUCAGAGGAGAUACGCUUCUAUGAGCUGGGCGAAGAAGCCAUUGAAAUAUUUCGAGAGGACGAGGGUUUCAUCAAAGAGGAGGAGAGGCCACUGCCUGAGAAUGAGUUUCAGAGGCAGGUCUGGCUACUCUUUGAGUACCCCGAAAGCUCUGGGCCAGCCAGGAUUAUUGCCAUUAUAUCAGUGAUGGUAAUUCUCAUCUCCAUCGUCAGCUUCUGCCUGGAGACCCUGCCUGUCUUCCGCAACGACGAGGAAGAUUUGAACAAGGUCUACCAACCCUACUCCAACACCACCUCCAGCUACCAGUCCACCUACUUCACCGACCCCUUUUUCAUCCUGGAGACGCUGUGCAUCAUCUGGUUCUCCUUUGAGUUCCUGGUGCGUUUCUUUGCAUGCCCCAGCAAAGCUGGCUUCUUUGUCAAUAUCAUGAAUAUUAUUGACAUUGUGGCUAUCAUCCCUUACUUCAUUACCCUGGGUACUGAGCUAGCAGAGAAAGCAGAGGACGGUCAGCAAGGGCAACAGGCAAUGUCCCUGGCCAUUCUGAGGGUCAUCCGCUUGGUGCGGGUCUUCCGAAUUUUCAAGCUCUCCAGGCACUCCAAAGGGCUGCAGAUCCUGGGCCAGACCCUGAAGGCCAGCAUGAGGGAGCUCGGGCUACUCAUCUUCUUCCUCUUCAUCGGUGUCAUCCUCUUCUCCAGUGCUGUCUACUUUGCCGAGGCAGACGAGGCGGAAUCCCAGUUCUUCAGCAUCCCCGACGCCUUCUGGUGGGCCGUGGUCUCCAUGACAACAGUCGGCUACGGAGACAUGGUCCCCACCACCAUCGGGGGUAAGAUCGUGGGGUCACUCUGCGCCAUCGCGGGCGUGCUGACCAUCGCCUUACCCGUGCCUGUCAUCGUGUCCAACUUCAACUACUUCUACCACCGCGAGACGGAGGGCGAGGAGCAGGCCCAGUACCUGCAGGUCACCAGCGUCCCCAAGAUGGAUUCCACUGAGGACCUAAAGAAGAGCCGGAGCGGCUCCACCAUGAGCAAGUCGGACUACAUGGAGAUCCAGGAGGCGGUGAACAACAGCAAUGAGGACUUCCGGGAGGAGAACCUCAAGACGGCCAACUGCACACUGGCCAACACUAACUAUGUCAACAUCACCAAGAUGCUCACGGAUGUAUAGCUGCCUGGGAUAACCACGCCAGGGGUGGGGAACUGGGACGGGAGGACUGGGAUUAGCCUCCCUGUUUAGGAUGGCUUGGCACCCCCAAGCAAAUGGAUCCAGGAGGAGAUCCAUAAAGCUCUGCUGGGAGCAAAAGAUUAGCAGAGAGAGGACCCCGCUGCCCCCAACCCGCCCCUCAACUCCCCCCGG